UUAUCUUAGAGUUUCCGCUGAACGGUCGUCUUUCUCUUUUAUUUCUGGUGAUGAUGAAGCAACUCCAUAUAAACCGACUGAUACUUAUGAUGGCUUUGAAAGAGAUUCUCGAGAAAUAAGUUUUCCAGUAUCCGAUGAAGACCUUGCAAUCUCAGUUAAUAACUUUUAG
This is a messenger RNA of Racocetra persica, 169 nucleotides long. The record is from the annotation of a GenBank genome assembly. Lineage: Eukaryota; Fungi; Glomeromycota; Glomeromycetes; Diversisporales; Gigasporaceae.